Messenger RNA from Aspergillus mulundensis, 1434 nucleotides. RefSeq names its product RING finger domain protein. The record is from RefSeq and is a predicted model, not a curated record. The coding region runs from base 1 to 1434 and encodes 477 amino acids. NCBI's taxonomy places the organism in Eukaryota, Fungi, Ascomycota, Eurotiomycetes, Eurotiales, Aspergillaceae. Gene Ontology annotation, molecular function: zinc ion binding. The transcript has a single exon.
AUGGCGUCACUCCCAAGUUUUUCUGCUUUUGGAAGGGCGCGGUCGUCCGAUACCUCUCCGCCCGCCGCCUCAUCAUCGCAGCCCGACCAGCACCACAACAUCCAGGAACCGUCGAAUGAUUCACCGAAGGAAACCGAAACUAUCGUCAUGAACAGCGCUAUUGCAGAUGAAGUUGGAAAACCCGAUGCAAACGUCACCACGCGACCUGCAAAUACCCCGACCAUCAACGAUGAGCCCCGGAAAUGCUGGAUUUGCUACACCGACGAGACAGAAGAUACUCCACUGAAUUCCGAAUGGCGAUCACCCUGCCCAUGUGCGCUGACGGCUCACGAAGCUUGCCUUUUAGAUUGGCUCGCCGACCUCGAAAACCCGCGCGCUCGGAAGCGAACCGGCCGCCAUGCGAAGAUGGUUUGUCCGCAAUGCAAGACCGAAAUUGUUGUCACCCGCCCUAGGAGCUAUAUUGUGGAUGUUGUGCGGUUGGUUGAGCGAUUAGCCGGCCGACUGGUGCUCCCGGGAAUGGUAUUUACUCUGGCGGGCACUGUUUGGGCUGGAUGCUGCGCACACGGAGUAUACUCAAUGUAUUUUGUCUUUGGGACGGAUGAAGCCAAAAAUAUCCUAGAAGAAGCGGCGGAGGGGUCAUGGAAUCCUGGCCUCAAUCUGGGACUGCCGCUUAUCCCAUUGGUCUUGAUCUUCUCCCGGACUCGUUAUGCGGAGGGACUUCUUCCUGCUAUUCCAGUCCUCUUUUUCGCGACGCAUAACCCUGGUCAGGAGCCGGACCUCGAUCUCUGGCCUCCCAGUGCUGCUGUGACAUUUGCAGCUCUCCCAUACAUCAAAAGCUUCUACAGCGCCGUCUACGAGAGAUUGUUCGGCAAAUGGGAGCGGAAGUGGAUUACCGAGGUGCAGCCACGACAGUCAGAUGUCAAUGAAUUUGACGAUAACGCACCAGAGCCGGAGCCGGAACCAGUGGUGGCAGACGAUGGACAGAUCCUGAUGGAGUUCGAUUUGGAGUUUCAAGUUGGUGUGGGAAAUGAUGCGGAUCCACAGGAAGCCCUUGGGUUGCAAGGCGCGAACCAGCAGCAACAACAACAAAACCAACAGAACCAGGGAGGUGGAAUCAACGGUCAAAAUCUCGUCCACGAGACAAGCAGCCUUGCCGAUAUUGUCCUCGGUGCGCUCGCUUUCCCAGCUAUUUCAGCUUCCAUGGGAGGGCUUCUCAAGUACGUCCUACCGAAAUCAUGGACAACAACCUCGGCUCUGGAACGGGGACGGCCAGGUCUGUUGCAGACCAGAUGGGGCCGAAGCGUGAUUGGGGGCUGCGUCUUUGUGCUCCUCAAGGACGCGCUAGUUCUGUACUGCCGAUGGAAGCUCGCUCAGACUCAUAGGCGACGCAAGGUGCUGAACUACGAUCGAGCGAAAAAACGGGUGACACGGUAA